Messenger RNA from Rosa chinensis, 2670 nucleotides. Its product is annotated as MDIS1-interacting receptor like kinase 2. Gene Ontology annotation, biological process: protein phosphorylation. The transcript has 3 exons. The coding region runs from base 154 to 2451 and encodes 765 amino acids. Gene Ontology annotation, molecular function: protein binding; protein kinase activity; ATP binding. NCBI's taxonomy places the organism in Eukaryota, Viridiplantae, Streptophyta, Magnoliopsida, Rosales, Rosaceae. The record is from RefSeq and is a predicted model, not a curated record.
AAACUACAGGUCAAGUGAACUGACUUGCUGAAUGAAUUUCCCAAGUCGUUUCGUGUCUCUUCAAAACUAUUCAGAGAACUUACAGAAUCAACCUCUUACUUCAAAAUUGAUCAUCUCCUGGUGUAGAUUCCUCCUUCUGUGCAGCUUUAUUGGAUGAUCAUGAAAGCAGUUCAGGAGACUCCUGUGCGUCUCCUCCUCCUUCAUAUAUUCUUGCUCUUUUUGCUUCAAUUGGAGGCCACGUCAUCACAAAGAACACAAGCUGAAGCUCUCCUAGAAUGGAAGAACAGCUCUACUUCUUCACCAUCUUCUCUGAAUUCAUGGUCGCUCACAAACCUAAACAACCUGUGCAACUGGACUGCCAUUGUCUGCAACCGCAAUACCGAAACAGUUUCUGAAAUUCACCUUGCAAACUUCAACAUCACUGCAGCACUUACACAGUUCAACUUCAACAAGUUUCUCAGUCUCACCCAUUUCAACCUCAAUGGCAACAAUUUCUCAGGGCCUAUACCAUCUGCCAUUGGCAACCUCACCAAGCUCACCACCUUGGACUUGGGAAACAAUAUCUUGCAAGGAGAAGUGCCUGCGGAAAUGGGCAAGUUAACGGAGCUUCAGUUUCUAAGUCUCAACAACAACUAUCUCAAUGGUACCAUUCCCUAUCAGCUGGACAAUCUCAAAAAGUGGGGAGAAUGCAAGAACAUCACUGAUAUGCGGAUGGAGGGAAAUAGAAUUUCUGGUCAAAUCCCACCGGAACUUGGCCAGUUGACAAAGUUGCAGUAUCUAACUCUAAGCUCUAAUGAAUUCAGUGGGGAGUUUCCAGUUUCCAUUGGGAAUCUAAGCUUGUUGUUCACUCUUAAUCUCAGCAGGAACCACUUGACGGGAACUAUUCCUUAUGUUCUAGGCAAAUUGACUAAACUCGAGCUACUUGAUUUGUCUGAUAAUAAUUUUACAGGGGUAUUACCAGUCGACCCUGGAAUGUUUGAGAGCUUAACAAGCUUGAACAUAAGCCGCAACAAAUUAUCAGGUGGAAUACCUGAGGAGAUUGGUAAUCUACACCUGCGGUACUUGUUGGACCUAAGCAGCAAUUCAUUCUCGGGAUCACUACCAUUAAACCUUGCCAAGCUUAUAAUGCUGGAGAUUCUUAAUGUCUCGCAUAACCAACUCUCUGGAAAAAUCCCAUCAACCUAUUCCAGAAUGGUUAGUCUUCUGGGCAUUGAUUUUUCUUACAACAACUUGACAGGUCCAAUCCCAACCGGUGGCAUUUUCCAAAAGAAGCAUCCGAACAAUGCUUUCAUUGGAAAUAGUGGUUUGUGUGGCGAAACAGAGGAAAUAACUCCAUGCAUUUCGGGUCCCAAAAAGUCCAACAAGAAAAUUCUUGUUGGCAUCCUUGCUCCCAUUUGUGGUUUAUUGCUGACGGUGACCAUAUCUGCUGUAAUCCUCAAGUUCUGCAAGAAAUCAAAGCUUGGAGAACUCGAUCACCCUAAGGUGUCUAAAAGUUUUGAUUCAAUUAUUUGGGAAAGACAUGGUAAACUUACAUUUUCUGAAAUCAUCACUGCCACCGAGAACUUUGAUGAAAAGUACCUCAUUGGAAGAGGAGGUUUUGGAAGUGUCUACAAGGCUGUGUUGGACAGAGGCAGAGUCGUUGCAGUUAAGAAAUUGAAUAUGUCAGUAGAUUCUAGUCACGACAUUACAGAAUUGAAUCGCAAAAGUUUUGAGAAUGAGAUAAGAACCUUGACAGAAGUGAUGCAUAGAAAUGUAAUAAAACUUUAUGGUUUCUGUUCCUGGAAGGGGUGCUUGUACUUGGUGUAUGAAUAUGCAGAGAGAGGCAGUUUGAAAAUGGUAUUGUAUGGAGUGGAGGGCGAAUCAGAUGUACUUGGCUGGGGCACAAGGGUGAAAAUUGUGCAAGGAAUAGCACAUGCUAUUUCUCACUUGCAUAAUGACUGCUCUCACCAAAUCGUUCACCGCGACAUAACUUUGAGCAACAUAUUAUUAAAUGGGGAUUUCGUGCCAUGGCUAUCAGACUUUGGAACAGCAAGACUAUUGAACUCAGAUUCCUCAAAGUGGACUGCUAUGGCGGGGUCUUAUGGCUACAUGGCUCCAGAGCUCGCAUUCACAAUGCAAGUGACGGAUAAGUGUGAUGUAUAUAGCUUUGGAGUGGUGGCAUUAGAAAUCAUGAUGGGAAGGCAUCCAGGAGAGCUACUGAAUUCUCUGUCGGAAAAUGGAGAUAUGCUUUUGAAGGAUCUGCUAGACCAACGACUUCGGUGUCCUUCAAGUCAAUUAGCAGUGCGAGUGGUUUCCUUGAUAACAAUGGCCUUGGCCUGCACCAGCAAUAAUCCGGAUUCACGACCCACCAUGCAUUAUGUGGCAAAAGAACUAUCAUCCACUAGGACCCGGACUAGCCUCUCUGAGCCGUUAGGCACAAUAACUAUCAAUGAGUUGGCGAAGUUUUCAUAACUAGAAGUGGCUGAAAUAAACAGGGGGUUUAACAAGUAACAACUAAAUCCCUUCUCCAGAAUUGAAAGAGUUGCAUUUCCUCUAGUUUCUAGUUAUUUGGUGAAUAAAUGUAUUAUUAUCGUGCCAGCAAUUUAAGGUAUAAUAAGUAGUAUUUCUGCUGAUGUAAAACUCAAAUAACUGGUACAGUUGUACUAUAACCGAAGUAAGUUCUGCUCAUCA